Cannabis sativa is the source of this 1502-nucleotide messenger RNA. RefSeq lists its product as uncharacterized. Gene Ontology annotation, biological process: proton motive force-driven ATP synthesis. The record is from RefSeq and is a predicted model, not a curated record. Bases 143 to 358 code for a protein of 71 amino acids. The transcript has 2 exons. Lineage: Eukaryota; Viridiplantae; Streptophyta; Magnoliopsida; Rosales; Cannabaceae. Gene Ontology annotation, molecular function: proton transmembrane transporter activity.
UUGUUAAAAUUGCAAAAGGGGUCAAUAUAAUUGUCCAGUUCCCAUCUUCAGAUUCUUUCUAGGGUUUGAAGGGUUUUCGCAAUCUACAAUCUUCUUCAUCCUCGAUCUGCUUAUUCCUUUUCAACAAACUCACCCUUCUCCAAUGGCGCCUCCUCCAGGACCCUACUCCGGAACCAGCACCCUUGCUUUGGUGGCUCGUGCUUCUGCUUUCUCAAUCGGCCUCGUUUAUGGAAGCCUCAAACUCAAGUACCUACAGGUACUUCAUUAUAUGCUCUUCUCUAUCCCCUCAAUGUCUCAUUUUACGCAUCCAAUUCUCGCAGAAUUAAACUACGAAUCACGAUCUCACAGUAUAGAGUAAAGUAAUACAUAAAUUGGAAUCAUAAUGGGUAGAAUCCAAGGUUACGAAAGUUUGUCCUUUUGAGGGGAAUACAUGUUUGAUAGCUAAAUUUCUGGUGAAGAAUUGGGGCUGGUGUAUGUAUACCUUGUAUUAGAGUUCAUUGGUUAUUAUAUAUCUCGAUCUCGCAGAGAAAGCUAGGAGUCAAAUACGUAUAGAUUUUCAAGCAUUUUUCAUGAUGCCAUCAUAUUAUCGUAAGGGAAAUCUGAAAUUCAACUUAAGAUGAGAUAGUUUAUCCUAAAGCAACCAAUUCACACCCAUUAUAGGUAAUUAUUAUAUCUCUGGUGCACUUAAUGCUUAGAUGUUUUUGUGUGAGAUGAUGAUUCAUUGUUGUUGGAAUCAUGGGUGCUUAGGAAGGAUAAGUAAAGAUUUUAGUGCAAAAGGAAGAUGCCUGUAACAUAUUAACAGUAUAGACACAGUUAUAUGACAUACCAAGUUAUAUGUCCUUUUUAGGUGAUCAAAAUGUAAAUCUAUUUUAUUAGUGAAUAUUACUAUUUACUGAUGUAUGGGGUGAGGUUGGUGGCAUAUGCUGAACUUUCAUGUAACAUAGGCAAUAUGCCCAUUUUGCUAAUUUUUGUAUAGAUUUGAGUUUUUGAGUGUUAAGUGUGUUUUUGCUUUUUGUAAAAUGUUGUCACCCUUGGUUGAUGCUCUAACUAAUGGGGAGUUAAUAGCCUUUGGCUGUCUGCUUGACAAGUCAAUAUUUGCAAGUUCUGAUUUCGAAUAUGGUAACUAAAAAGUUCUAUGUAGCAUUAUUUUCCAUCAUUACAAUUUUUAUGAAUGUUUCUGCAAAUUUUAACAAUCAUGAAAAUGUUUGUCCUUCUCUUUCUCUACCUGCAGGCAAAGGCCAAGUCUCAUAAGAAAGCAGAAGCAAAGGCUCAUCACUAGAAUAAAUUAAAUAGGGAGUGAGACAUUGCAUUUUGUUGGGCAUGGAAAUAAUGCGUAAUAAAAAUUGACAGAUAUUUGUCUUUUCUUGAUAUUUUUGUUGCCUAUGAAGAACAACUUUGCUCAUACUUCUGUGGUUUUUCCGAGAGUAAUUCAUUCAGUACUUGAAAUACAUUUCCAAGUUUUUGGCCUUCAUCAAUGAAAUAGGCACACUUGUGUUGAUUCA